AUGUUGCCCAGCUUUUAUGUGGAGGAACAGAAAGAAAAGUUCCUUGUGCUUGUGACUGCAGAGCCUCAAAGUCUGGUCCCCUACAGCCAGUCACAGGCUCUGGAGCUAAUUUUAGACCUGCUGAAACAGGUGAAUGUUGGUGACAAGGUAAUGGUCCUGGCUAGGUCAGGGCUCUGGCAAGAAGUCGUGAACGUGCCAGCCAGUCAGACUUUCCUGAUGCCUGAGGGGAUGAGCUUUGAGGAAGCAGCUGCUCUUCUUGUCAACUACAUCACUGCCUACAUGAUUCUGUUUGACUUUGGAAACCUGAGACCCAACCAGAGUGUCCUCAUCCACAUGGCUGCAGGUGGUGUGGGAACUGCUGCCAUCCAGCUGUGCAAGACUGUAGAAAACGUCACCAUUUUUGGCACAGCAUCUGCCUCCAAGCAUGAUUCACUCAAGGAGAGCGGAGUUGCUUACCCCAUUGACUACAGAACGAUGGAUUACGCAGAGGAGGUCCGGAAAAUCUCUCCCAAAGGUGUUGACAUUGUUCUGGACCCCCUGGGAGGAUCUGAUACAUCCAAAGCAUUUAACCUGUUGAAGCCAAUGGGCAAACUCAUCACUUACGGGGUAGCAAACCUUCUCACUGGACAGAAGAAGAACCUCAUGGCUAUGGCUAAAACCUGGUGGAACCAGUUCAGCAUCAAUGCCUUGCAGCUCCUACACCAUAACAAGGCUGUGUGUGGCUACCACCUUGGAUAUAUGGAUGAAGAAUUUGAGCUUGUCGGAGGUGUUGUAGCCAAGCUGGUUAACCUGUACAGUCAAGGAAAAAUCAAGCCCAAAAUAGACUCUGUAUGGCCCUUUGAUCAGGUGGCAGAUGCCAUGAGGCAGAUGCAAGAGAAGAAGAAUGUUGGAAAAGUCAUCCUGGUUCCUGAAGCACCCAAGGAAGAAUCCAAAAAAGAAGAGAACUAAGGAGAAAAAAUGUGUGCAGAUUGUGAAUUCAUGGUUUAACUCCCUGAUCUCUUUGGGACCUGGAAAUGGACAGAUCAGUAGCUUCCGUCUUCACCAGUACAAGAACAUUGUGGUUAAAGUUCAGAUGAGGUUUGCAUGCUCUUGUUGUGACUGACCCUUUGCCAGAUAUGCCUCCUGCCCUAGCUCUCUGUUUUGAAGCCUGUUUAUUUCGUACAUUUUUUCUAAUCACUUGCUUCUCUACUGAAUUUCCAAACUAACAUUAUUUUUCUCCAGCAGUGCAGCUGAAGCUUCCAGGCAGUUAACAACUGCAUAGCCUGUCACUGUAAAGUCAAGAUGUAACAUACUGUAGCAACUGCCAAGUAUCUCCACAGAAACUGGGCCCUGCUGAAGCAUUUGCACUGUCACCUUUGAGAAGCUUGUUCAGCAGGAGAAUGGGUUAAACUUAGGAUGUUUCCUCAACAGCCAGAGGAAAAGCAUGGCUGGCCUAGUUUAAUUCUAGCACGGGCUACUCUUCUGUUUACAGUAACCCCAUUCUUUCCCCUCUGCUUCCGUAGGCUGCUAACACCAGUCAGAUAGCAACAGGCCAUGUUGCCUUUGCCUUGUAAAUAACCGUCCUGGCAUUUUGGAGUCUAUGGCAUAUUGCACUUAAUUUGCAGUCGCUUCUCUGUGCAGUCGGCAAAUAACCUGACAGGCUGGGCUGGGCUGAUCUGUGUUUGAAUACAGAAGAAAAAAUUUCAGUUAGGUAACUUGAUCUUGUCUAUUUUCUGAUUCCAAACUGUAUAGGGAGAUCUAAACUGUGUCUGAUUUUUAGAGACCAUAAGGACUCAACUGUGUCUCAAAUGACUGGAACAAUUGAUGUUGGCUCUGUGCUUUAUUAAUGUUGGGCUCCAAGUUGGUAUUAAGGCUAAACUUCACCCUCGUGUUUGUAUUUCCAAGGGCUGCAGUGUUAAAUCGGACUU
Molecule: messenger RNA, 1907 nt
Organism: Haliaeetus leucocephalus (bald eagle)
Lineage: Eukaryota; Metazoa; Chordata; Aves; Accipitriformes; Accipitridae
Gene: VAT1
Product: vesicle amine transport 1
Exons: 7
Coding region: 1-948 (315 amino acids)
Molecular function (GO): zinc ion binding; oxidoreductase activity
Source: RefSeq, a predicted model, not a curated record